Desarmillaria tabescens is the source of this 644-nucleotide messenger RNA. Its product is annotated as H+-ATPase G subunit-domain-containing protein. Gene Ontology annotation, molecular function: proton-transporting ATPase activity, rotational mechanism. The coding region runs from base 25 to 381 and encodes 118 amino acids. The record is from RefSeq and is a predicted model, not a curated record. Gene Ontology annotation, cellular component: vacuolar proton-transporting V-type ATPase complex. Gene Ontology annotation, biological process: proton transmembrane transport. The transcript is spliced from 4 exons. Lineage: Eukaryota; Fungi; Basidiomycota; Agaricomycetes; Agaricales; Physalacriaceae.
AACUCCUCACUUGACCACCACGAAAUGGCAGCACAACAAUCUCAGGGAAUCCAGACCCUUCUUGAGGCAGAGAAAGAGGCCGCCAAAAUUGUACAACAAGCCCGUCAAUACCGUGUGCAGAAACUCAAGGAUGCUCGCUCUGAAGCAUCAAAGGAAAUAGAGGCGUACAAGAAAGCUAAAGAAGAAGAGUUCAAGGCAUUUGAAGCAUCGCAUGCAGGGACAACGUCCAGCGUCCAAGCUUCGAUAGACAGAGAAACAGACAUAAAGCUGCAAGCUAUCACCAAUUCAUUCAACUCGAACAAGGAACAGGUCGUGAAAAAGCUGCUAGACAGAGUAGUCCUCGUCAAACCCGAAUUGCACCGCAAUUUGAAGAAGAUAUAGGCGACACUAUACCCCACCUGGCAUUUUCAUUGUACGCGCAUACCACGGACUUACUUGCUCGAAAGCUAUAAUAUUAUUGAUGAUGAAAUCUGCAAUGGUAUCCUUGAAAGAACACACUAGAUUUCGAGAAACAUCUUUAUUCCACUGUAUAAGAACUACUAUAAGUGUACUAGAAUAAUAUUUCCCAGUCGAUUCCGCAGAGUCCUCUAUUAGCAAACAGUAGACCUCGCGCUAUCUGUAGAUGGGAUACCGUGAUUACGGUG